AUGGAUGCUUUCCCAAAGUCGGGUUUCCUGGUGGAAGCCGAAGCAUUCGACGAUCUAGGCGGUUGGGUCGUGGACUCGCAGUUUGAGAUGGUCAUGGGCUCGCCGUAUAUACUGGCCCACGGUAACGGCAGUCCAGUCGCGGAUGCCACAACCGUCAUCAAUGUUAUAGACGCCGGUACAUACAACGUCUGGGUUCGUGCCAAAGAUUGGGUUCCUGGCCACCAUCCGGGGAGGUUCACGCUCUCAGUCAACGGCACGACACUCGAAACCGAGUUUGGAGCCAACGACCAGGACUGGAACUGGCAGCUGGGCGGAAGAGUGAAACUUGCUGCGGGAGACGUGAGGCUGGUGUUGCACGAUCUGACUGGAUUCUGUGGCCGUUGUGACGCCAUCUUCUUCAGCAGAGACGACAUAGCGCCGCCAGAGGCUGUGGACGAAGCAGCACGCUCGUGGCGGCGGCGCCUUCGCGGUCUCCCUGAGAAUCCCGUCGACGGAAGAACGUUCGAUGUCGUCGUGGUCGGAGGCGGUGUCCCCGGGACGGCGGCUGCAUUAACAGCAGCGAGACUUGGCGAACGUGUGGCCCUUGUCCAGGAUCGUCCGUAUCUAGGCGGCAACGCGAGCGUCGAGAUCGGGCUCAGUCCGCGUGGCGUCAACGGGCCGUUGAUCAAGGAGAUCUCGCGGCGUCAUCCCGGCGGCGAUCUGUACGGGUUGACGCUUCUCGAGGCUGAGCCUCUCGCGACCGUCUUCCUGGAGCACACUGUCUACGACGCAAUCACCGUUGACAACACCAUCGUCUCCAUUGACGCACGCCAUGCCCGCAGCGGACGCGAGAUCCGCAUCUCAGCGCCCGUCUUUAUUGACUGCUCGGGCAAGACGAUCCUCGGGUUGUACUCGGGUGCGGAGACGUUGUUCGGCCAGGAGUCGAAAGUUGAAUAUGGAGAGAGCCUCGCGCCGGUCGACCGUGACAAUUCGCACCACGGCAACACAGUCUUCUUCCGCACACGAAUGGCCGAUUCACCUACUCCAUUUCCAUCCGUGCCAUGGGCUACCGAAGUGGCCAAGGACUUCGCCGAUUUGGGCGGCCAGCUAAAGAGGCCCGGCAUUGAGAACGGAGCUGGUCCUAAAGUCAUCUCUCCAGGACAUGUCCCCGACAUCAAUGUAGCCAAACGCAUGACGCGUCCUUUUACUCAUUUCUGGGAGUACGGCCAAUUGCUUGACCCGUACGCCCAAGGCGAGCAUAUCCGCGACCACCUCCUGCGCGCCAUCUACGGUACCUUUUCCAACGUCAAGACAAUGGACCCCAAGACCUACGCCAACCUCACCCUUGACUGGGUGGCGUUUGUUCCCGCCCAAGGCGAAUUCCGUCGCUACAAGGGCGACUACGUGCUGACCGAGACGGACAUCCGCGCCCACAAUCAGUUCCCCGACGCCGUGGUCAAGAACGGAGGUGCCUUCUGCCUGCACUAUGCUGGAAAUGAGAAAUACGACUUCCGUCUCAAGCACUGGGAGUGGGACGAACGCGAUGGCAAGCCGUACGAUAUUCCCUUUCGCUGUCUCUACUCGGCCAACAUCUCGAACUUGAUGAUGGCGGGCAAGCACUUGAGCGUCACGCAUGUCGCCGGGUCCAACACCAAGUUUAUGGGCAAUGGUGGGCAGCAUGCCAUUGCGACCGCUGCUGCAGCUCAUUUGUGCAACAAGCAUCGCACAAACCCCCGUGGCGUCUACGAAAACCACAUGGAAGAUUUGAAGAGCAUCGCCAUGGGCAUCACAGGUGCAAAUCGCUACAAGUCCCCGAGCCACCUGUGA
Messenger RNA from Ilyonectria robusta, 1806 nucleotides. Its product is annotated as FAD dependent oxidoreductase-domain-containing protein. Lineage: Eukaryota; Fungi; Ascomycota; Sordariomycetes; Hypocreales; Nectriaceae. The coding region runs from base 1 to 1806 and encodes 601 amino acids. The record is from RefSeq and is a predicted model, not a curated record. The transcript has a single exon.